Molecule: messenger RNA, 2804 nt
Organism: Medicago truncatula (barrel medic)
Lineage: Eukaryota; Viridiplantae; Streptophyta; Magnoliopsida; Fabales; Fabaceae
Product: gastric triacylglycerol lipase
Exons: 9
Coding region: 212-2308 (698 amino acids)
Biological process (GO): lipid metabolic process
Source: RefSeq, a predicted model, not a curated record
UUGUCUGUUAUUAUUAUUAAUUCAAACAAAAACAACAGAAAAUGUUUUUUUUUUAAACACAAAUCUCUUCAUAAACCUUCAUUUUCACUUUGAUUCUGAUUCUGGGUAUUGAAAAUUUUGUUGUUUUUCUGCAUAUUCUUAGAUUUGCUAUUGGAAAGUUUUGGUUUUUGAAGAGAAAUUUUGAGAAAGAAGGAAGAGAAAAAAUAAGCUUAUGAUGCAACGUUUGGUUGAUCAUGCCAUUGGUGUCUCUAAAGAGUCAGUGAAGACUAUUACUUGCGAGUCUUUGAACAAUAUUGUUAGGAUAAUCAAUGGAGUGUCUGCACUUUUGUUGGCAUUACUUCCUGGAAAUGCUAAAAUACUUGAAGGUAUUCAUGGUUGGGAACUCAGACCAACUUUCCGAGGACCACGGCUUCCACGAUGGAUGGAGAAUGGCGCUUCCUCUUUCAACCAAUUCAUCCAUGAACUUUCUGUGGAUUCUGAUAACUCAAGCGUGGAAUACUCAUCAUCCGGAGAAGAAGAUAGUGAUAGAUAUGAAUGCCCUCCAUCUCCCGCAUCUCAUAGUUCUAGAGCCUCUGAAGCCGCUUUUGCUAGAUACAACAGGCAUCAGAUGAAUUGGAUCCAAUACAUCUUACUUUGGAUUUUACUUCCUGUGAAAUUAUUGCUUAGGAUUCCGCUUCGUCUUCUCCAGUUAGCUUAUUUUGUCGUGUCAAAAGUCCUAUGCAUCUCUAGAGAGAAACGCCCUUCUCAUUUACAUGCAUAUAAGAGGAUGCAAAGUAUCAAGGAACAGUUUGUCCAUCGUGCUACUGAUAGGAGACGUGGCAUUGUAGAGGAUCUUCAUCUAGGCACAGAGAUAUGUAUAGAAGCUGUCUUCGAUGUUGUUCACAAGGCAGCACAUCUUGUUCUAUCUCCCUCGAAAGCUUUUGGUGCAUUAUGCGGGUUGUUUUCAUCUAAUGAAAAUGGCAUUAAAGAAAUUCGCAAUCCUGUUGUGGAUGCAUCCGUUUCUGCAGCCACGCUAGGGGGAGAAGGCCCUGGAUCUUCUGAGAGGAAAAUCAACUACGAGUCUCUGAACACAGACACACGUACAUGUCAGGAUGUCAUAACAGAUCUCGGGUAUCCGUACGAAGCUAUUAAUGUGAUCACUGCUGACGGGUAUAUUCUUCUUUUGGAAAGAAUACCUAGGCGAGAUGCAAGAAAAGCUCUUUUUCUUCAGCAUGGAGUUUUUGAUUCAUCAAUGGGUUGGGUAUCUAACGGUGUUGUUGGAUCUCCAGCUUUUGCAGCCUAUGAUCAAGGGUAUGAUGUAUAUCUCGGAAACUUUCGUGGUUUGGUUUCAAGGGAACAUGUCAACAAAAACAUUUCAUCGCGACAAUAUUGGCAGUACUCAAUCAAUGAACACGGUACCGAGGAUAUUCCUGCUAUGAUAGAGAAAAUCCAUCAAGUGAAAACUGCUGAAUUGAAGCUUAGUAAACCUGAUAUUGAGGAGGAAACCGAUGAUGAUCAGCUUUACAAGCUUUGUGCAAUUUCUCAUAGUUUAGGAGGAGCUGCAAUGAUAAUGUAUGUUGUUACACGAAGGAUAGAAGAGAAGCCACACAGACUUUCAAGAUUGAUUUUAUUAUCCCCGGCUGGUUUUCAUGACGACUCUAACAUAGUUUUUUCCGCGGCAGAGAUUCUAUUAACUUUUAUGGCUCCUGUUAUGUCUCAUGUUGUGCCUGCAUUCUAUAUACCUACCCGGUUUUUUCGCAUGCUUGUCUUUAAGUUAGCUCGGGAUCUUCAUAACCUACCUGCGGUUGGAGGACUAGUUCAAACUCUAAUGAGCUACGUUGUUGGUGGAGACAGCUCGAAUUGGGUUGGAGUUUUAGGACUGCCACACUACAACAUGAACGACAUGCCGGGAGUGUCUUUUCGUGUUGCCCUCCAUCUUGCGCAGAUUAUGCGUGUUGGCAAGUUUAGAAUGUUUGAUUACGGGAACGCCUCUGCCAAUAGAAUGGCCUACAAUUCACCCGAGCCUUUGGACUUAGGUAAACACUACGGACUCAUCGACAUUCCUGUUGAUCUUGUUGCCGGACAUAAAGACAAAGUUAUAAGACCUUCAAUGGUAAAGAGACACUAUAGAUUGAUGAAAAGUGCCGAUGUAAAUGUUUCGUAUAAUCAGUUUGAAUAUGCACAUUUAGACUUCACGUUCUCGCACCGUGAAGAACUCUUGUCGUAUGUUAUGUCGCGCUUGCUUCUUGUUGAUCCGAAUUCAAAGCAUCAAGUGAAUCAAAGAGUUGAAAAAUCAGAGCAGAAAGGACAAGAUGCAGCUGACAAGUAGUUUGUACAAAAAGUUUAUACAGAAGUUGUCGAACUGGAAAGUUAGCCGAGUGGAUCAACCAAUAUUUUUUGGCUUGAACAACAGUUCCUCCCUACUCAGGUACUUUUCGCAUUCGUUGCCGGAGCCACUUUGCUUCAUCCAUUGUUGGAUGGAGCACUGUUUGUAUGUUUGAUUAUAGAGCUGUUAUGUGUGUACUAGGGGUCAUCUUUUUCUACAAACCUUUUUCUUUCUCAUUUGUAGGAAAAGUGGACCUUGAAAAUAUGUUACUUGUUGUAACUUGUAAAUAGUGUUCUGAUUAUCGGAACUGAACAAAGGCCAAGAGUGUAGUUUAAUUUUGUAUCAUGUAUUAUUAUGUAUGGUGGUAGUUCACUAGACUCUUAUGCAUUGAUUAGGGGUAAUAAUACUUCAAAUAUGUAAUUCUAUUUUCUCUUAGUUGAGAAAAAUGAUUCUCUCAAGGUUUGAUUAUAUGACAUACUAUUAUUUGCUUUGUACUGAA